Molecule: messenger RNA, 2125 nt
Organism: Populus euphratica (Euphrates poplar)
Lineage: Eukaryota; Viridiplantae; Streptophyta; Magnoliopsida; Malpighiales; Salicaceae
Product: biotin carboxylase 1, chloroplastic
Exons: 17
Coding region: 237-1826 (529 amino acids)
Molecular function (GO): ligase activity; ATP binding; metal ion binding
Source: RefSeq, a predicted model, not a curated record
GCUUUGGGUUGGCAACCCAAACCCAAUUAGGCGGAGCAUUCAAUUUCUCACACUCUCUGACUCUCUUCGCAUUUCCUCGUUUCUAUCGACAAGACAGCAACACAAACCAAAGUCCCAACAAAUCUCUUCCUUCCAUCACUUCUAUCUUAAAUACUCUCCCCUUCUCCUUCUCUUCGUGCUUUCUUUGCUUCGACAAUAACCCAUCAUUUCUUCUUCAAGGCCUUUUGGGUUCCAAAAUGGAGGCUACGUUGCCUGUUUGCAAAUCUGUUGCCUCUACUCCUGGUUUAUUCAUGGGGAAAACUAGUGGAAUCAGGAGUUCUCAAUGCAGCUUUAUGAUGGGAAAUAAGGUUAACUUUCCUAGACAAAGAGCUCAGACUGCCCACAUUAGUCACUGUGCUAAGAAUGGAGGAGCUCUUGGGGUUACAUGUCGCGCGGAAAAAAUUCUGGUAGCAAACAGAGGAGAGAUUGCUGUUCGUGUUAUUCGAACUGCACAUGAGAUGGGGAUACCAUGUGUAGCUGUUUACUCUACCAUAGAUAAGGAUGCACUUCAUGUGAAAUUGGCUGACGAAUCAGUGUGCAUCGGUGAAGCACCCAGCAGUCAGUCGUACUUAGUGAUCCCAAAUGUUUUAUCUGCUGCUAUAAGUCGUAGAUGUACAAUGCUGCAUCCUGGAUAUGGCUUCCUUGCUGAAAAUGCUGUAUUUGUGGAAAUGUGCAGAGAACAUGGAAUAAACUUUAUCGGGCCUAAUCCUGACAGUAUAAGGGUCAUGGGUGACAAAUCAACUGCUAGAGAAACAAUGAAGAAGGCAGGGGUUCCAACUGUACCAGGAAGUGAUGGCUUAUUACAGAGUACUGAGGAAGGAGUAAGGCUCGCCAACGAGAUUGGUUAUCCUGUGAUGAUCAAGGCAACGGCAGGUGGUGGAGGACGUGGAAUGCGGCUUGCCAAAGAAGCUGAUGAGUUUGUAAAGUUGCUACAGCAAGCUAAAAGUGAGGCUGCUGCUGCAUUUGGAAAUGAUGGAGUUUAUUUGGAGAAGUAUGUUCAAAAUCCCAGACACAUUGAGUUCCAGGUUCUUGCAGACAAAUUUGGUAAUGUUGUUCAUUUUGGUGAGCGAGACUGCAGUAUUCAGAGACGUAACCAAAAGCUGUUGGAAGAAGCACCAUCUCCAGCUUUGACUCCUGAGUUACGGAAGGCCAUGGGUGAUGCAGCAGUUUCAGCUGCAGCAUCCAUAGGGUACAUAGGUGUUGGAACGGUUGAGUUCCUUUUGGAUGAAAGGGGUUCCUUCUACUUCAUGGAAAUGAACACUCGAAUCCAGGUGGAGCAUCCAGUGACUGAAAUGAUUUCUUCUGUUGAUUUGAUUGAGGAACAAAUUCGUGUAGCCAUGGGAGAGAAACUUCGAUACAAACAGGAAGAUAUUGUUCUUAGAGGACAUUCAAUUGAAUGCCGUAUCAAUGCAGAAGAUGCUUUUAAGGGAUUCCGACCUGGGCCUGGGAGAAUAACAGCAUAUUUGCCAUCUGGAGGCCCGUUUGUUAGAAUGGAUAGCCAUGUUUAUCCUGAUUAUGUUGUUCCUCCAAGCUAUGAUUCCCUACUUGGAAAGCUUAUUGUCUGGGCUCCAACAAGAGAAAAAGCAAUUGAGCGAAUGAAAAGGGCUCUUGAUGACACUAUUAUUACUGGAGUUCCGACGACUAUAGAUUACCACAAACUUAUCCUUGAAAUUGAGGACUUCAAAAAUGGAAAUGUUGAUACCGCUUUCAUUCCGAAGCAUGAAAAGGAGUUAGCAGCGCCACAACAAAUCAUACCAGCCAAACAGUUGACCAAUUCAGCCGCAUAAAUAGAUCACUUCUCAAAUCGCAACCAUCUUCAGCUAAUUUUCAAGCGCAGUUAAGAGGCCAGGUUCUUAUGCGAAUCUGCUGGAAGCUUUCGUUUUCCUUUCCUUUAGAACUUGUAAAUUUCAACGUGCCAGACACGGGAGAAUUAUUCAUGAAAUUUUGAUGUAUGCUGUAUGCAUUCCUUUUAGUUGGGGAUGAAAAUGGGGUAAAGUUCAUCUUGCUCAUACAGUACUUGGAUGGUGAUGUUUUUAGUCAAGGCUGAUUCGAAAUUUCUUGAGAUGAAGGGAGAAAUUUAGCUCUA